ACCCUCCGCAUUAUGUAUCCGGGCCGUGCGCUCUGCUUCCUGUCUCGCUUUAUUUCAUAAACUCGGGACGCAGAGAGAAGAAAGGAUGCUGUCCUUUUCUCGAGCUGUGGUGAGCGGGGUGGCCCGUGCCCCAGCUGCUAUCAGUCAGGGUGGCGUGACUUCUAUCACACGAUACAACAGCACAGCACAGAGUGCUCCUAAGAAAACUAAAUUUGGACCGCUGGCAGAUCAGGACAGAAUCUUCACCAACCUUUAUGGCCGACAUGAAUGGAGGCUGAAUGGGGCUUUGAAGCGUGGCGACUGGUACAAAACUAAGGAGAUUCUUUUGAAGGGAGUCGACUGGAUUCUCAAUGAGAUUAAAGUUUCUGGCCUGCGUGGGAGAGGUGGAGCUGGCUUCCCUACUGGCAUGAAGUGGAGCUUCAUGAACAAGCCCAGUGAUGGCCGCCCAAAGUAUCUGGUGGUGAAUGCAGAUGAGGGAGAACCGGGCACCUGUAAGGACAGGGAGAUCAUGAGGAAUGACCCACACAAGCUGGUCGAAGGCUGCCUGAUCGCUGGGAGGGCCAUGGGAGCCCGUGCUGCUUACAUCUACAUCAGAGGAGAGUUCUACAAUGAGUCCUCCAACCUGCAGGUGGCCAUCAAUGAAGCCUACGCUGCUGGGCUAAUUGGAAAGAACGCCUGUGGCUCUGGUUAUGACUUUGAUGUGUUUGUGAUGCGUGGUGCCGGAGCCUACAUCUGUGGAGAGGAGACCGCUCUUAUCGAGUCCUUGGAAGGAAAGCAGGGGAAGCCCCGUCUGAAGCCCCCCUUCCCUGCAGAUGUCGGUGUGUUUGGAUGCCCAACAACUGUCGCCAACGUGGAGACUGUAGCUGUGGCGCCCACCAUCUGUCGUCGUGGAGGCUCGUGGUUUGUCUCCUUUGGCAGGGAGAGAAACUCGGGCACAAAGCUGUUCAACAUCUCUGGGCAUGUCAACCACCCCUGCACAGUAGAAGAGGAGAUGUCUAUUCCUCUGAAAGAGCUCAUUGAGAGACACGCAGGUGGGGUGCGUGGUGGCUGGGAUAACCUGCUGGCUGUAAUUCCCGGUGGGUCCUCAACACCCCUCAUCCCCAAGAACGUGUGUGAAGAUGUGCUGAUGGACUUUGAUGGCCUUAUUCAGGCACAGACUGGGCUGGGCACUGCUGCUCUCAUCGUCAUGGACAAAUCGACUGACAUUAUUAGAGCCAUCGCCCGUCUGAUUGAAUUCUACAAGCAUGAGAGUUGUGGCCAGUGCACACCGUGCAGAGAGGGAGUGGACUGGAUGAAUAAGAUGAUGUGGCGUUUUGCGAGUGGUGAUGCACGUUCAGCAGAGAUAGACAUGAUUUGGGAGAUCAGCAAGCAGAUCGAGGGGCACAGUAUCUGUGCACUGGGCGACGGUGCGGCGUGGCCUGUGCAGGGAUUGAUCAGGCACUUCAGGCCUGUCAUGGAAAGCCGAAUUGCUGAAUUCCAGCAGCAGAAGCAGGCAAGGGUUUGAACGGCUUCUUCGAGUCCUUGAUCUAAUUUUCCUUCGCCCAGAACCCUGUGCUUGUCUUUCACAGAUUAUUUAAAGAAAAGAGAACGUGCCGUCUUAUUAACUCUUCAUCAAGCGUUGCAUUGAUGUGUCUGCCUUGUGAAACAAUAUUACCAAUAAAGUUCUAUGAUACUUUAAUAAAGACUUAUUCUUU
Molecule: messenger RNA, 1694 nt
Organism: Pundamilia nyererei
Lineage: Eukaryota; Metazoa; Chordata; Actinopteri; Cichliformes; Cichlidae
Gene: ndufv1
Product: NADH:ubiquinone oxidoreductase core subunit V1
Exons: 11
Coding region: 86-1504 (472 amino acids)
Biological process (GO): mitochondrial electron transport, NADH to ubiquinone
Cellular component (GO): respiratory chain complex I
Molecular function (GO): NAD binding; NADH dehydrogenase (ubiquinone) activity; 4 iron, 4 sulfur cluster binding
Source: RefSeq, a predicted model, not a curated record